AUGGAUUCCUCACUAUACCAGCUCUGGCAGGAGUCGUCCAGCGACCUCUUCCAACCAGCUCUGGCCAAGGGCAACCAGACCAUCGCCGCUGCCCUUCUCCUCGCCCUCGGCAUCACCUCAACUGGUCUCUUUGCUUUGAACCGCUCGUUCAUAAAUAUUGUCGCUCUUGGUGUACCAGCGUCAUUGGCAUUGGCGUCGCAGCCGGGUCCUGGUGUCUUCAGGGCCGUGACGAGUUCGACUCGUCCAUUGCAUCAGCUUUUGAGGGCAAUCAGUUUCACAAACAAGAUCCACGUUGAAAUUUCUGAAGAUGGUAUCAGGUUCACGGCCGAGCACGCUCGCGUUAUGCAAGGCGUUGCUUCCCUGAACAAGGCCCUCUUCAGCAGUUUUGUCUUAAACCUUCCUGAGGCGGCUGCUCAAGGCGGAGAAGAAUACGAGAACACACCUGUUGUCCCCAAUUUCCAAAUCUCUCUUCCAGCACUCAUAGAGACUUUGCAGCUUUUUGGUCUAGCGGAUGCAGCUGUUCGACAGGCCAAGACGGAGGCGGAUCCUUACCGCAGCAACCUGAGAAACUAUCGCCCCGAUGCCUUCAGCAACCAAACUCUGGGCGUUGCGGGUACUUGCUGUCUUUCUUACUCGGAGGAGGGUGCGCCGUUCAGCAUCAACAUGGAAGAGGCGGGCGUCAACACCACUUGCAACCUGGUGACGUACCUCCCGGAUGCCCCAGAGGAUAUCCCAUUUGAUCGGGAGGGCAUAUCAUUCAAGAUCAUCAUGCAAUCGCGCUGGCUCCUGGACGCUCUGGCCGAGUUGGCGCCCACCUCGCCCAACCGGCUGACCAUCACGGCGUCAAAACGCGAGCCGUUCCUCCGCCUGUCGGGUUCGGGGCCUCUGGGCAGCUCAAGUGUGGACUUUUCCAGGGGCAGGGACCUGCUCGAGACGUUUUCGGUGCGGGAGCGCUGGGCGCAGAGCUUCAAGUUUGACAUCAUCAAGUCUGCAAGCGAGGCGAUGCGCAUCUCGAGCAAGGUGAGCCUCAGGGGCGAUGGACAGGGCGUCUUGAACUUUCAGUUCAUGGUCGAGGUCGAAGGCGGUGGGAUGCAGUGGUUGGAGUUUCGUUUUGUGCCGUAUCUUACCAGGGAGGACGACGAGGAGGACGACGCUGCCGCUGAAGAUGAUGAGGAGGAGGAUGACCAAGAGUGA
This is a messenger RNA of Pyricularia oryzae 70-15, 1194 nucleotides long. RefSeq lists its product as uncharacterized. The transcript is spliced from 4 exons. Gene Ontology annotation, cellular component: checkpoint clamp complex. NCBI's taxonomy places the organism in Eukaryota, Fungi, Ascomycota, Sordariomycetes, Magnaporthales, Pyriculariaceae. The record is from RefSeq and is a predicted model, not a curated record. Bases 1 to 1194 code for a protein of 397 amino acids. Gene Ontology annotation, biological process: DNA repair; DNA damage checkpoint signaling.